GUGUGUGUGUGUGUGUGUGUGUUAGAAUCUAUCAGGUAUGUCUACGAUACACAAUAUGCAUCAUGAUAUAUUAUAGGUUUAUGAACGGAUUAGCAGCCAUACUGUAAAGUGUUGCACUACAUAGGGUCCUGCACUGCCAUUUUUUUUUUUUUUGUUAUGCCCUAUGUAGUGAGCAUAUGUAGUGAACAGGAAGCCAUUUUGGAUUCAUCCUAACUGUAACUCGAGCUAAAAAAAAAAAAUUCAGAUACAAGACAAUAUUAUUGCGUGUAAAUAAAUAAAUAAAAGCAACAUACAUACUGUGUAUAGAUAAUCUUUUCGCUAAAAUUAUAUCACUUUUUGCUUAAGAAAUACAAGCUGUUAUAUUCCCCGAUUCAGAAAAAGAUGGGACGGUAUGGAAAAUGCAAAAAACGAAGAGAGUGUACUAUAUUGAGAACACAUUAUUGACACGUUAUUUGAUGUUUUAGUUUGUGAAUUGAAUACAUUUUUGAGAAUAUACACUCGUUUCAAAUCUGACGAUUGCAACAGACUCGAAAAAAGUUGGGACACUCGAGUGUUUAGCGCUGUGUAACAUCACCUUUUUAAAAACAAAUUAAAUAAAAUAACACUUAUUAAGCGUUUGGGUGCUGAGUGAAGACACCAGGUGGUUAAGUGUAGCAAGAGGAAUUUCCCACCAUUCAGCUGAGCGACUGUACGAAGCCUCCGUCGCAGUAUUUUGCGCUUCGUAAUGCGCCACACGUUCUCAAUCGGAGACGGGUCAGGACUGCAAGAACCCACACGCUCUGCUUACGCAACCAUGCGCUUGUAAUCGGUGCAGAAUGUGGUUUGGUGUUGUCCUGCUCUGGAUGGAAGCACAUGUUGCUCCAGAAUGUGUACGGAUCUUUCUGCAUCUUCUCACGAGAUGUGCAGGUUUGAUGAGUGUGUGAUCGAGGAGAGGAGGCAGUGUUCAGAGGAUCUGCUACAGUUCAGUGCUAAUAUUCCAGCUCUCUACGCUAGCCAGUAUAUACAGGACUUCUUUAAGGACGGAGAGGUGCAGGACGGUUCCGAGCUCAUCGGGCCGGCAGAACCCUUUUCUGACUUCUUAGCCGACAGCCAAUCAGACAGCAGCUCUGAAGUCCAUAAGAGCAUUGGUGGCGUGGAUGAUUCGACCCUAGCUAGUCAGUCAGAGUAUGGAGGUCCAUCCAGUGACAGUGAUCUGAUUUCUCUGCUGGUGGAUGGAGACUCCCUGCCCGAUUUGGACGAUGGAAUGGGCUCGAGCUGCAGUUCCCCGAACCAGCGGGCAGGAGGAAGUGGACGUCCCCCGUCCCCAAGCCGGACAGAGGUAGACACGAGGCGGGCCAUCAGGGCGGCGCUUUUCUCCUCCAGCCACCAGAAGAAAGAUUACCUGGAGAAAGCCAGCGAGCAGAUCAGCCUUGCUGUGCAGAAAGAGGUGGAGCAGGACUACGCCUCCGCCUUCUUCUACUACCGCAGCGGAGUGGAUUUACUACUGCAGGGAGUCCAAGGUGAAGUGAGCCCGCGCAAGAGGGAAGCCGUGAAAAAGAAGACAGCCGAGUACCUGAUGCGCGCCGAGCUCAUCGCUAACACCUACCUGAAAGACAGCAUGGGCCAGAGCUCCACUCAGAACCGGACGCUGACUGCUCAGUGCUGUAAGGGUUCAUGGGGUCAGCAGAGUCAGGCUGAUGAAUUGCACAACUACAGAGUGCUGGGAGUCAUCGAUAAGGUGCUGCUGGUGAUGGAUAAGAGGACGCAGGAGAUGUUCGUCCUUAAGGGUUUGCGGAAGAGCAGCGAGUGUGGACGUGUGAAGAAGACCAUCGUCCCUCACACGGUGCCCAACAUGGUACGACUCAGGAAGUUCAUCGUCUCUGAGGACUCCAUUUUCCUGUUGCUGCAUUACGCCGAGGGUGGUAAAUUAUGGUCCCACAUCACCAAGUACCUACAUGAAGGUAGUCAAGAAGAUAGCUUCGACAUCCCCUUCAUCCAGAAGUCCCACACGACGACCGUUCACUGCACCGAUGCACUGAUCAGCUCUGAGAGCAGCGGCUCACGGCCCAGCGUGGAGCUCCAGGAAGACCAGGAAGAAGAAGAAGAGUCCCGGCCCAUUCUGAGAGUCCACAGCGAGAGUGGCUCACGAGCCCCCCUGUCCGGCUCUUCAGAGGAAGAAGAGUGCACCAGCAGCUACCUAACGCUGUGCCACGAGUACGAGCAGGAUAAAGUGGAGCCUGAGGCUCUGGGCGAGGAAGAGGAAGACGUGAAAGAGGCAGAGGAAGAUUCUGGCGAUCUCGGAGGCGAAGGUUCUGGUGCAGAGGCGUUACAGAGGUCGUUAAUAAGCAGCGAUAGUUUGUGUUCUCCGGUUGGUGGGCAAGAGCUACGCUUCUUCACUGAAGAAGAUGAGGAGCUUGUUGACUCAUCCACUCUCGAUUCUCUGGACCAGUUGAAACGUUCACCCAUGGAGUUGUUUCGGAUCGACAGCAAGGACAGUGUUGACGCCUCCCGAACGCUGUUCUCCACCUCAGACCUGGGCUCGGAGGUAACCGAGGUCACUGAGGAUCCUUUGGAGAUCGGCGAGGUAGUGGAGGUGAAGGGUCACCUGUCCGAUCUGUGGCGGUUCGAUAGCGAUCAGGGUUCCAAUGAAUCCGUACCUGUGAUUUCUUUCAAAGAGGCCAUGGUGGAGGACGCAAACAUGCCCUGUGUUGAUGAGGGACAGCCUCCGGACCUUUUAGUCAACCUUCCCGGGGUCACGGGUAUCACGGGCGACGAUCUGGAGGAGGAGCUUGCGGCAGCGGGUGUGGCUUUUGCUGUAGAAGCCAAGCCCUCACCUCAGUUUGGCAAACCGGAUGUACUCCAGCUGGGAGAGGAAGCAGGCCUGGAACUAUCCGCUGAGGAACAUGCUCCAGAGAUCUCCGUUUUACGUCGCCAAUCGCACUCGGAUGCGUCUGAACAGAAAGGCCACGCCUCUUCUGUACACAGCAGCACAGAAUCUCAGACAUUUUCCCUUCCUUUUGAUUCGCUCAAUCUCAGGACUGAAAUGGACCCCACCCACCCACCACCCUCUGCAGGGUCAGAGGUAGUGGAGAAGAGGGAGGGCAGGAGUGUGUCGGAGAUAUUCCGAGAGCUGGAUGAGUUGGCCGAGGUGGCGCUGCACACACACCUGCCCGAGGCGCUGGUGAGGAGCUGGGCGGUGGACAUGCUGCUCGCCCUCGACGCGCUGCAUCACGAGGGAAUCGUCUGCAGAGACCUUAACCCCAACAACAUACUGCUGGAUUACAGAGGUCAUGUAGAGUUGACUUACUUCUGUAGCUGGACCGAAGUGGAGGAAUCCUGCGAUCCUACCGCCGUCGCCAAGAUGUACUGCGCUCCAGAAGUGGGCGGGAUCUCGGAGGAGACGGCAGCAUGCGACUGGUGGAGUUUGGGAGCGCUUCUCUUUGAGCUUCUGACAGGAAAGUCUCUUCAGCAGUGCCACCCCGCUGGUAUCAGCAGACACACGUCACUGAACAUUCCAGACUUCGUGUCAGAGGAGGCCAGGUCUCUGUUGGAACAGUUGCUGCAGUAUAACCCUGUGGAGCGAUUGGGCGCGGGUGUAGGAGGAGUGGACGACAUCAAAUCACAUCCCUUCUUUGGUCAUGUGACCUGGCCUAACUGAACUGGUCACAUAGAGGUGAAAGGUCACCUGUUUGACUGACUGAACUGAGAGAUGAAUUGCUGCAAAACACUCCCUCUUUCUCCCUGUGUGUGUGUGUGUGUGUGUGUGUGUGUGAGAGAGAGAGAGAGCGCAUGAGAGGAAGAACCUGAAUCUGAUCAUCUCGAUCUUCUCGCUGCACUGAAGACUCCUACAAUAUCCAGGAUUUUUAAAAAAUUCAACUUUCCCAUCAUGCACUACGGCUUCCUGCGCGACUGACAUCUCUGACACAUUUUACUACAGUGUUCUCAUGUCGUCUUCAUUACCUGAUACAUUAUAGCAGUGCAGCAUGAUGAUAACAUUUCAAACAGUUGUACCAUUAAAGGAGAAGUUUAGAGAAAAUGAAGACCUUGUAGAUCGGUGUCUACAAUUUGGUACUGGAGCGAUGAGGCUAAUGUUGCUAACAAGUAGCGGAUGUUUAUAGCUACCGGUUUAGCUAUAAACUGCCUAAAAAGUAAUACUACAUUAAAAAAAAGUUGACAAAAUGCUGGAAUAGGUGCAUAUUUAAAAAAUGGGUGCUUUGUUUGUAAACUUUAGGCCACGCCUUCUACCUGAGUUUGUUCGUAUUUCUACAUAGAUAUAAUACUUUAUAUAAGAACAUACACAUUAUCUAUACGUGACAACCGCUUGAAUUUCUGACAUCCGAUACAACUUUAGCUGUCCUAUCAUUUCAGUUUGUCUUUUCUAGCUAGCUCGGAAGCCUAGCGAGUUAGCGAGCUAGCAUAUCAGGUCGCGACAUGGCGAGUCAUUGUGUCAAAGGAAAAGCGAGUGUAUAAAGCAACAAGGGAAUUGUAGAGGAGUAGGUUUCUAUAAACGAAAACAGUCUCCUUACGGUGGCAAGCGGCCGUUUCCGCGACGUUUACAAACGUUAAAAGGACGAGGGAACGUUUCGGAAGGAAUACGUCACGACAGGACGAAACGGGUUUUAUUCCUCGUAUACAGUACCGCAGCACUAACUGAACGACACGACUUCCCUUAAUUCCUAGCUACGUUAGCCACGUACAGCUUUAGUACACGACUAAAGAAGAAAACUUGAGCGGAAAUUGGAAGUUUUCUGAUGUAAAAAAAAAAAAAAAAAAAAAAAAAAAAACCCCCGAAACUUUCACUAAAGUAGGAAGUCACGUACAGUUGUUGUUUUCCUGCUCUCGCAGGUUCAUUAUGUGUGUGUUGGAGCAUUAAAAACACUAGAAAAAUUUUAAAUAAUUAAAAAUAAAUAAAAAAUCGCCUGAAAAGUCAGAGAUCAAACCCCCCCCCCCCCCCUUUUUUUAUUUUUAUUUAAUUUUUUUUUUUUACCCUUUAUUUAUUGCAAUAUUACAUUAAAUAUCACUUAAUUAGAUUACAGCCGAUUUGAGUUAUUUUAUAUUAUUAUUAGUAUUAAAACGUGCAUAUUUAUUUUGCACUUGAACUAGGUCAAAUUGUGAACAAGUCCUAAUUUCGGUGUAAUUAUGUCAACUAGAUGAUGAAUAUUGAAGACCAGUUAACAUGCUCACAUGACCCUUAUUAGCUUCCAAUUUGCACUUGUUGUAGAAAAGAGGGAUCAAGGGGUCCAAAAUUUGAAUAAAAUCCUUCGCAAAUGUCGACGCAUUCGGUUCCAAAGAUCACCGGAACACCCCAUACGCCCGCCCCCCGCCUCCCCGCCCCCCUUAAAAAAAAUACCCAUAGAAAUAUGAGAUCCGCUCGGACGGGAAACGAGAACUGAGCCAAAAUCUGAACACACACCCAUUAUGGAAAUAAUAAUACAUUUUAAAAUACAACAGGGUCUUAAAGUCUGAGUCGUCCGUGAAAUCUGCUACUAAUACACAACUUUAUUCAUCAUUUCAUAAUAAUUAUUGAGCAGAUUUAUUGAACAAGUUUUCAUAUUUUCCCUUUCACGCACUGUUAGUGUCACUGAUGAUGUAUUCUGCAAGUCUUGGUAAAAUCUGAAACACUUGCGAAGCGACAAUGCUUUUGAAAAGAAUUAAGCGUGAAACGUUUCCGAACGUAAACGACGGCCAAAAAGAGCAGUAAAAAUGAAUCUCGAAGUCUGUUCAAGAUUUCCGUCAUCGCCCUUUCUCUUUAAAACGGCAUCAGUUUAAAAAAAAAAAAUAAUUUUAAAAAAUAAAUAAAUAAUUAAUGUUUGGAAUUUUUUUUUUUUUUAACUUUUAAUGUACUAAUGCAGAAAAUCUAGGAUGAAAUGGAUCUAACUUCUGUAUUUCUAACAUGUAUAAUUACACAGAUAUGUAAUGUACACGCAGGUGAUAUGUAUGUAUUAUUAUAUACAGUAGAUUACAAAUUAUAUACACGUCAAUUAUUUUCCUUAAUGAACUGACUCGGACUUUGGGACCCUGGUGUAGCUCAGUGUUUACAUUUGUAACAAUACAUAUGAGCAUGCAAGGUGUGUGUGUGUGUGUGUGUGUGUGUGUGUGUGUGUGUUUACUUGAGUUUGCUCAGAUGAUGUGUGUAUGCGUGGUGUGAAUAUAAGAGAGAUAAAAACAAAUGGAAUACUGUCAAAUGAAUAAAAUAAUUCCUGAUACUGCGGCAUUAAUAAAUGAAUGUUGAAUAAACGUCCAGGUCGUGAAUUCUGCGUGAUCUUUACAGAUUCUUUACGUGCGAGGCAUUAGCUUGAAUAUCUGCACAUAUUUUCCGUUUACCAAACCAUCCCUUUGCACCUUUUUUUUUUUUUUUUUUUUUUUUUUUUUUUUUUAAAAAGCAUAAUUUAUUUAUGUAAUAAUUUAUAAUUGACGUUACAUGUGUGACAAGGCACACGGUGUGAUGGUGUGAAUACAAAACGUCCAUUAGCCGUAAAGCAUUUUCACUUUCGGAGCGAGAGAACAUGAAUAUAGCGGGACUAAUUGUACUAAUUUCCCCGUUGAUUUUCAUUAACAGUUUGUGUAAAAAAAAAAAAAAAAAAAAAAAUCAAUUAAGAAAAUGUGCAAACAAUUUUUAUUUAUUUAUUUAUUUUAAUCUCCUUUCUAAACCAAUAAAAAUGCAUAUUUCCC
Molecule: messenger RNA, 6651 nt
Organism: Ictalurus furcatus (blue catfish)
Lineage: Eukaryota; Metazoa; Chordata; Actinopteri; Siluriformes; Ictaluridae
Gene: rps6kc1
Product: ribosomal protein S6 kinase polypeptide 1
Exons: 14
Coding region: 866-3637 (923 amino acids)
Biological process (GO): protein phosphorylation
Cellular component (GO): early endosome
Molecular function (GO): phosphatidylinositol binding; ATP binding; protein kinase activity
Source: RefSeq, a predicted model, not a curated record